This is a messenger RNA of Juglans regia (Persian walnut), 964 nucleotides long. RefSeq lists its product as uncharacterized. NCBI's taxonomy places the organism in Eukaryota, Viridiplantae, Streptophyta, Magnoliopsida, Fagales, Juglandaceae. Bases 74 to 670 code for a protein of 198 amino acids. The record is from RefSeq and is a predicted model, not a curated record. The transcript is spliced from 2 exons.
AUAUUACUGUAUUAGUGUAUUACACAGCGUUAAACAGAAACUCUUUGGUUGAGCACAAGACGGCCAGAGCUAAAUGGAGAAGACAGAGAAGGUGGCCGAAGCCGCCGAAAUAGUCCCAGAAAUCGAGGAAGCGGGUUCGGAUCCGGACGGUUCUCCUCAACCUACGGACCAGAGCCGGAGCACGAAAACCGUGAAGACCAAGGUUCCAGAGGUGGAGAUCCGUCUGUUCAGGCAGGGUAAGGGUCCGAUCGACGUGUUCAAGUCUAGCCUGGGCGGCUGGGACCAGGACCAGCUCGAGGUCCGAGAUAUCCUUGACAAAUACGGGUUCAAGUCAAUCUUUGCAUUCAAGCCCGGGUCGGGGCGCGGCCUUGCGAUCCGGUUCAACUCGAGGAACGGACGGUCUGUGUUGACUUACAGAGACGGAUCGGUGAUUUACGUCGAUGGGGAGCCCAAGGACUCCUUGAUGAAACCAGUAACCAAGAUCUUGGUGGGCGUUGCAGUAAUAACCAUUUUAAUAACAUUGGUUUUGAAGGAAACUCCAGUGUGGGUCGAGAAAUUUAACAUUUUUGGUGGGAGCUUUCCUCCAUGGAUCCUGGCUUGUGUGGUUAUUGUUUUCACACGGACGAGGAAGAGAACAAAGGACUUCUUGAAGAAAACGUUUGGUUGGUGAACAAGAUUUUUCCCCCUUUUCUUAGAGCUCAUCAAAUCUUACUUAUUUCUGAACCAAGGUUUUCUCAUAAUCAUCCAUAUGUUUACUACAUUUGACAGUAAAAAAUGUUUGGGAUUUGUUUGUAGAUGAUUUUGGUUUUUCCCAUGUCUGAGUUGGCUGAGAUCCACCUCAAUUAUCAUAAAACUAGUGCUUGACGAAGCUGUGACUGGAAUGAUUACGUGUCAUAUUUACUAUUUUGAAAUGUAAAUGGAAUUCCAUUAAUUUUAAUGAGUGGAUUUAAAUCAUGCAGAUGCA